GCCGGAGGAGACACCGGGGCGCACGAAGGGCGCAUACCGCCGCCACGUCAGCCAGCGCGCGCGACGGCAGCGCGCCUGCGCGCGGAGGACCGUUUUCCCCCUACAUCCGGGGCCUGGGCGGCGGCAGCGCCGCCGUGCGGGGGUCACGUGGCUCUUUCCUUUCCGUCUCUGGCCGGCUGGGCGCGGGCGACUGCAGGCGAGGCGCGUGGGACCUCGCGCUGGUUCCCCUUCGUCUCCUCUCCCGGCCCGGGCCACUAAGGAGUUCGCUGACGCCGGGUGAGCUGAGCCUGCCGCCAAGAUGCCGGCCUAUUUCCAGAGGCCGGAAAAUGCCCUCAAGCGCGCCAACGAAUUUCUUGAGGUUGGAAAAAAGCAGCCUGCUUUGGAUGUGCUUUAUGAUGUUAUGAAAAGUAAGAAACACAGAACAUGGCAAAAGAUACACGAGCCGAUUAUGUUGAAAUACUUGGAACUUUGCGUGGAUCUUCGCAAGAGCCAUUUGGCUAAAGAGGGAUUAUACCAGUAUAAGAACAUUUGUCAACAGGUGAACAUCAAAUCUCUAGAGGAUGUUGUUAGGGCAUAUUUGAAAUUGGCAGAGGAAAAAACUGAAGCUGCUAAAGAAGAAUCUCAGCAGAUGGUCCUAGACAUAGAAGAUCUGGAUAAUAUUCAAACUCCUGAGAGUGUUCUCCUAAGUGCUGUAAGUGGUGAAGACACUCAGGAUCGUACUGACAGAUUACUUUUAACUCCAUGGGUUAAAUUCCUUUGGGAAUCAUAUAGACAGUGUUUGGACCUUCUUCGAAACAAUUCCAGAGUAGAGCGUCUCUACCAUGAUAUUGCCCAACAAGCUUUCAAAUUCUGCCUCCAGUACACUCGUAAGGCUGAAUUCCGUAAGCUGUGUGACAAUUUGAGAAUGCACUUGUCACAAAUUCAACGUCACCAUAACCAGAGCACAGCAAUCAAUCUUAAUAAUCCAGAGAGCCAGUCCAUGCAUUUGGAAACCAGACUUGUUCAGUUGGACAGUGCUAUCAGCAUGGAAUUAUGGCAGGAAGCAUUCAAAGCUGUGGAAGAUAUUCAUGGACUAUUCACCUUGUCUAAAAAACCACCUAAACCUCAGUUGAUGGCAAAUUACUAUAAUAAAGUCUCAACUGUGUUUUGGAAAUCUGGAAAUGCUCUUUUUCAUGCAUCUACACUCCAUCGUCUUUACCAUUUAUCCAGAGAAAUGAGAAAGAAUCUUACACAAGAAGAGAUGCAAAGAAUGUCUACCAGAGUCCUUUUGGCCACUCUUUCUAUCCCUAUUACUCCUGAGCGUACUGAUAUUGCUCGACUUCUGGAUAUGGACGGCAUUAUAGUCGAAAAGCAACGUCGCCUUGCAACACUGCUAGGUCUUCAAGCCCCACCAACACGAAUUGGCCUUAUUAAUGAUAUGGUUAGAUUCAACGUACUACAGUAUGUUGUCCCUGAAGUGAAAGACCUUUACAAUUGGCUGGAAGUAGAAUUUAACCCACUAAAACUCUGUGAGAGAGUCACAAAGGUUCUGAAUUGGGUUCGGGACCAACCUGAAAAGGAACCAGAGUUGCAGCAGUAUGUUCCACAGCUGCAAAACAACACCAUACUCCGUCUUCUGCAGCAGGUGGCACAAAUUUAUCAGAGCAUUGAGUUUUCUCGUUUGACUUCUCUGGUUCCUUUUGUUGAUGCUUUCCAACUGGAACGGGCUAUAGUAGAUGCAGCGAGGCACUGUGACCUGCAGGUUCGUAUUGACCACACUUCUCGGACACUUAGUUUUGGAUCUGAUUUGAAUUAUGCUACUCGAGAAGAUGCUCCAAUUGGUCCUCAUUUGCAAAGCAUGCCUUCAGAACAGAUAAGAAAUCAGCUGACAGCCAUGUCCUCAGUACUUGCAAAGGCACUUGAAGUCAUUAAGCCAGCUCAUAUAUUGCAAGAGAAAGAAGAACAGCAUCAGUUGGCUGUUACUGCAUACCUUAAAAAUUCACGAAAAGAGCAUCAGCGUAUCCUGGCUCGCCGUCAGACAAUUGAGGAAAGGAAAGAGCGCCUUGAGAGUCUGAAUAUUCAGCGUGAGAAAGAAGAAUUGGAGCAGAGGGAAGCUGAGCUCCAGAAAGUACGGAAGGCUGAAGAAGAGAGGCUGCGACAGGAGGCAAAGGAGAGGGAGAAGGAGCGCAUCCUACAGGAACAUGAACAAAUUAAAAAGAAAACUGUCCGUGAGCGUUUGGAGCAGAUCAAGAAAACAGAACUGGGUGCCAAAGCAUUCAAAGAUAUUGAUAUUGAAGAUCUUGAAGAAUUGGAUCCGGAUUUCAUCAUGGCUAAACAGGUUGAACAACUGGAGAAAGAAAAGAAGGAACUUCAGGAACGCCUGAAGAAUCAAGAAAAGAAGAUUGACUAUUUUGAAAGAGCUAAACGCCUGGAGGAAAUCCCGUUGAUAAAGAGUGCUUAUGAAGAACAGAGGAUUAAAGACAUGGAUCUGUGGGAACAACAGGAAGAAGAAAGAAUUACUACCAUGCAACUAGAACGCGAAAAGGCUCUUGAACAUAAGAAUCGAAUGUCACGAAUGCUUGAAGACAGAGAUUUAUUUGUAAUGCGACUCAAGGCUGCACGACAGUCUGUUUAUGAGGAAAAGCUUAAACAGUUUGAGGAGCGAUUAGCAGAAGAAAGGCAUAAUCGCUUGGAAGAACGUAAAAGGCAACGUAAAGAAGAACGCAGAAUAACCUACCAUAGAGAAAAAGAAGAGGAGGAACAGAGGAGGGCGGAAGAACAAAUGCUAAAAGAGCGUGAAGAGAGAGAGCGUGCCGAACGGGCCAAACGCGAGGAAGAGCUACGAGAGUAUCAGGAGAGGGUCAAGAAAUUAGAAGAAGUAGAAAGGAAAAAACGCCAAAGAGAGCUGGAAAUUGAAGAAAGGGAACGGCGCAGAGAGGAAGAGAGAAGGCUUGGUGAUGAUCCACUUUCUAGAAAGGACUCUCGCUGGGGAGACAGAGAUUCAGAAGGCACCUGGAGGAAAGGACCCGAAGUAGAUUCCGAAUGGAGAAGAGGCCCACCAGAGAAGGAGUGGAGACGUGGAGAGGGGCGGGAUGAGGAAAGGCCUCAUAGAAGAGAGGAAGAUCGACCAAGGCGUUUGGGAGAUGAGGAAGAGAGAGAGUCUUCUCUUAGACCAGAUGAUGAUCGCAUUCCCCGGCGUGGCAUGGAUGAUGACAGAGGUCCUAGACGUGGUCUUGAUGAAGACCGGUUCUCUCGCCGUGGGGCAGAUGACGACCGGCCUUCCUGGCGUAAUGCUGAUGAUGAUCGGGGUCCCAGGCGGAGCAUGGAUGACGACAGGCCUCCCAGACGAAUUGGUGAUGAAGAUAGGGGGAGCUGGCGUCAUGCGGAUGAUGAUAGACCACCUAGACGGGGACUGGAUGAGGACAGAGGAAGCUGGCGAACAGCUGAUGAGGACAGAGGACCAAGACGUGGGAUGGAUGAGGACCGGGGGCCACGGCGAGGAGGUGCAGAUGAUGAGCGGUCUUCCUGGCGUAAUGCUGACGAUGAUCGGGGUCCCAGGCGGGGCAUGGAUGAUGACCGGGGUCCCAGGCGUGGGCUGGAUGAUGAUCGAGGACCUUGGAGGAGUACUGAUGAUGACAGAAUUUCUAGGCGCAGUGCAGAUGAUGACCGGGGGCCUUGGAGAAACAUGGAUGAUGAUCGGAUUCCGAGAAGGGGUGAUGACUCAAGACCUGGUCCCUGGAGACCGUUUGUCAAGCCAGGUGGAUGGAGAGAGAAAGAAAAAGCCAGAGAAGAGAGUUGGGGUCCACCUCGAGAAUCAAGACCAUCAGAAGAACGUGAAUGGGAUAGGGAAAAAGAGAGAGAGAGAGAAAGCCAAGAUCGUGACGAAAACGACAAGGACCCAGAGAAAGAAAGAGACCGAGAGAGAGAGCGAGAGCGGGACAGAGAGCGAGAUGGGGAUCGAGAGGACCGCUUCCGACGACCUAGGGAUGAAGGAGGCUGGAGAAGAGGACCAGCGGAAGAAUCUUCGAGCUGGAGAGAUUCAAAUCGCCGUGAAGAUAGGGAUCGGGAUGACCGUCGUCGGGAGAGAGAUGAUCGCCGUGAUCUAAGGGAGAGGCGAGAUGACAGAGACCGAAGAGGACCUCCUCUUAGAUCAGAACGUGAAGAAGCAAGUUCUUGGAGGCGUGCUGAUGACAGGAAAGAUGAGCGGGCAGAAGAGCGGGAAGCCCCUCGUCGUGUUCCUCCCCCAGCUCUUUCAAGAGACAGAGAAAGAGACCGAGAUAGAGAAAGAGAAGGUGAAAAAGAGAAGGCCUCAUGGAGAGCUGAGAAAGAUAGGGAAUCUCUUCGUCGUACUAAAAACGAGACUGAUGAAGAUGGAUGGACCACGGUACGACGUUAAAUCUCGAUAAUGGAUUCAAACUCAUGUCUCACAUAGGUUUGAUCACAUUCAAGGAUUAUCAUACUUGUGCUUCAACCAGUCUAAAUUGGAUUCUUUAAUGUUGUCUCAUCAUAACAAAAAGCAUGAACUUGUAUUAAUCUUCUAUAAUAGAUUGAUUGUGCACCGUGUCCACAGGAGGUUGGCCAGGUGGGCCAUUUUCUGGAAUUUAAGGUGUUGCAUUAUUUCAUCAAUCAUUUGUUUACAAAAAAAAAAAAACUAAAAAAUAAAUUGGAAAUGUGAACCUGUCAGGUAUGGAGUAACACCUGUAUCUUGGUAUAGAACUGAUCUUUUUCUUUUGUUUUUGAAAUACUAUAUUAAUUUGGAAUGAGGUAGGGUUCUGUUAGAGAAAAUGUAUUUGAAGACUCUUCAAAAGCAGGGGCUGAAACGACUUCCACAUCAUUAGCGGUUGAGACAUACCUCUAGGUAUCUUGAGGUAUUUACUCUAUUAACUACAUUUAGAAAGUUUUUAGGUUCACUAUAAGUGCAGUAAACAUUACAAACAUUGGAUGCAGCGGGAUUUUCUGUAGCUUUUACUUGAGAGGUGAGUAUAAAGCAAUUUGCAGUCAUUAUUGUAAUGACAAGAAUACUGCUCAAGUGUGAAUCCAAAUCAGUUACGGCUUUUAAAUUUUAAAGCAUUUGGUAAACUAUUGCUGAGUUUUUUCUGUUGCCAAUAGCAAACUGCUUUUCCAUUAAUGGAGAAUUCAUGCCUUUGAAGCAUUUUAAAUACGACAAUAUUUAUAAAUGUGUGGUUUGGAGGAAUUGUUUAAAUUCUUUUUCCUAAUUUUCUUUCUCUUCAGGAUAGAUUCUUUCAACAAGUAAUUUGUAGUAAUGACUGUGUUGACUUCAAUUUUGGAGUGUCGUAGCUAUGUCAAAGAUUAACUAUUUCGUCUUAUUGAAGCCAACACAGAACUUGCUGCUGUGUUUUUUCUUCAAUGAUAAAUAAAAUACUUACAGAA
Molecule: messenger RNA, 5370 nt
Organism: Neomonachus schauinslandi (Hawaiian monk seal)
Lineage: Eukaryota; Metazoa; Chordata; Mammalia; Carnivora; Phocidae
Gene: EIF3A
Product: eukaryotic translation initiation factor 3 subunit A
Exons: 22
Coding region: 299-4375 (1358 amino acids)
Biological process (GO): formation of cytoplasmic translation initiation complex; translation reinitiation
Cellular component (GO): eukaryotic translation initiation factor 3 complex, eIF3m; multi-eIF complex; eukaryotic translation initiation factor 3 complex, eIF3e
Molecular function (GO): mRNA binding; translation initiation factor activity
Source: RefSeq, a predicted model, not a curated record